ACAGAAGUAAAGCUUUUUGUUUCAUGCUGAGAAUCUCGACUGAUGAUGAUCUCCUGCUCAGAAAUCGGGCACUCUGCUGCUAUAAUCCUGAUACUCAACACCUUCUGCGCCUUUUCACAAAUUGCCCAUGAAGUUGUCUAUGUUAUCGGCUGCUUUGACAAUGGUAGAACUGAGGUGCAGAUUGAAUUUGAUGCUGAAGAGAUUUUGUACGUGGACUUUGAAAGACAGGAGCUUGUAUACACUGUGCCCACUUUUCUCGUGCUGGACCCAAGGGAAAUGUUUGAGGACAUAGGUGUAUAUAAUGAUGCUAUGAAAGCCAAGAACACGUGUUCAGCAAUUGUUGCAUACUUCAUAGCAGAGGAGAAAAAUCCACCAGAAGAGAGAGAACCCCCUGAGAGUACCCUCUACUCUGCUGAAGAAGUUCAGGUGGGAGUUGAAAACAGCCUCAUCUGCUUUGUGAAUCAUUUCUACCCACCUUCCAUCAAAGUCAGCUGGACUAAAAAUGGCCGUCCGGUGUUGGACGGGGUGUCAAUCAGUCGAUAUUAUCCCAAUAAUGAUCAGACCUUCUUCCAGUUCUCAACCCUGACAUUCAUACCAAGUGAAGGGGACAUUUACAGCUGCACUGUGGAGCACUCAGCCCUGGAGAGGCCUAAAACAAGGAUCUGGGAACCUGAGUUUAGUCAUCAAAGUCAUGGACCAGAUGUUUUCUGUGGAGUGGGUCUGACUCUGGGCUUAUUGGGGAUCGCGGCUGGAACAUUUUUAUUUGUCAAAAGACACCAUGGAAGUUCACUGUGAAACACAUCUGCUUGUGGAGGAAGGGCAUCGGCUGUGUUUCAACAUGUAAUUUACAUGUAGACAGAAUUUAACACAGACUAAAGUAACUUUAAAUUAAGAACAGAAAUGGAAACGAUAAUACUUUACUUUUAAGCCUAAAGUAAAGUGAGAUGCUACGAGAGGUCUGCAUCUGCAGCUUCUUGCUAUGGAACAGUGCUAUCUACAAUUAUAUCAGGGAUUACAGGAAUCCACUUUUUAUCAUAAGAAGUGUUUUAGAUUAACACAUUGAAUGUAAAAGGGUCUCAUAUCUUGUAUGUAACACUUACGUAACUAUUUAAUUUCUUCAUAAUUUAUUUACCACUGUUUCAGUGUGCCUUCUAGGUUAUUGCAGUGUUGUGUAUUCAAAUAUUACCAUGUAAUAUAAAAUGUAUUGAAAUAAAGACUUCAACUGUACCUGGGAAACUGGGGUCAAAUUCC
Xiphias gladius (swordfish) is the source of this 1251-nucleotide messenger RNA. Its product is annotated as H-2 class II histocompatibility antigen, A-U alpha chain-like. Bases 43 to 795 code for a protein of 250 amino acids. Gene Ontology annotation, molecular function: MHC class II protein complex binding. Gene Ontology annotation, biological process: immune response; positive regulation of T cell activation; antigen processing and presentation of exogenous peptide antigen via MHC class II. Gene Ontology annotation, cellular component: MHC class II protein complex; membrane. NCBI's taxonomy places the organism in Eukaryota, Metazoa, Chordata, Actinopteri, Istiophoriformes, Xiphiidae. The transcript has 5 exons. The record is from RefSeq and is a predicted model, not a curated record.